UUCCACCCAAGCACUCCUCAGGUUGAACAGGGAACCGAGGGACCCGGCUGAAGCCUCCUUGCGUAGGAGAGCUGCUGCCGAUGAUUCUCCCAAUCAUUUAGCCCGAGCAAGCACUUUGUGUCUUUGUGAGGAGAAUCAGCCUGGAGGCUGCAGGGAGCGCCGGCCACAUUCUCCCAAGUCCGUACUGUCUCAAAACUAGCCAGUCAGGCUAGCUUCGCUUUGGAGAUUCUCCUUCACGUUGUCCUGAACAUUCGGGCGAGGAAAAAGCAUCUAAAUCCGGCUGUUAAACUGCUAUCGACCGUUCAGUUGUAACCGAGUCGAAUGGGGUUUUACAUGUAAGCCGCUGUUCCGUCUUCUGAAGCAACUUUCUUCAAGUUUAAACAUGAGUUCAUCAGCGGUAAAGAAAGCUCGCCGGAGUGAAAGCAGUGUGAAGUCGGCGCCGCUUGGGACAUGGACUGCUACUGUUUUCAUGGUGGUCGCGCUCCUUUGUAAAGUGCUCUGUGUGCUGUCUGCAUCCUUCCAUUUCACAAAAGAACCUAAAUCGCAGGAUGCAUUGCAUGGACGCAGUGCAAUGUUGCGAUGUGAGGUGAGCGAUCCUGAGGGUGUGGCCUACAGAUGGCUGCUCAAUGGGCAGAGCGUCUCCAGUUCAGAGCGCCGCUUCCAGGAGGCAGGAAACCUGAAAUUCAGCGCCAUCGAUAGGACUCUGGACGCUGGCAACUUCCAGUGUGUGGCCACAAAAAACAUCACAGGAGAAGAGGAACGCACAAGCGAGGCUUCUUUCAACAUCAAAUGGUUAGAAAGUGGUGAGGUGACUCUUCAGAGUCCAGCGUCAGAGGCUGAGAUUAAAAGCUCCUUGUCUGUGACGUUACGCUGUGAUAUUGAUGGACACCCACGGCCAACCAUUCGCUGGUACAGAGAUGGAGUGUUGCUGGCAGAGAAGAACCGCAAGAUCAACAACAAGGAGCGAACGCUCAUGUUCCCCAGCACCAGCCCUGACGACAAUGGAUUCUACUAUUGCUGCGCCAAAAACGCUGCUGGCCAAGUGUGCAGCAGCAGGAACUUCACCGUUACUAUCAUAGAUGAGAGUUACCCUCAGCCUGUGGUAAAGCCAGAGGACCUGGUGGUGCUGAAGAAUGAGGAGGCUCAUUUUCACUGCCAGUUUACAGCCGAGCCACAGCCGACUGUAGAGUGGUACCACGAGAACGAACUGAUCUCCAACAAGACCCGUGUUUUUCUGCUGAACAAUGGCUCACUCUUCAUCAGCAAGGUCACACAGCGCAACACUGGCCGCUACAGGUGUGUGGCUCAGGGGCCCCAUGGCCCCCCAGUUACACUGGAGGCUUUUCUAAGACUAGCUGAAAUUGAUGACAUGCUGAUGCAUCAGUCUCGAGUUUUCACGGCGGACUCUCUGGAGCGGGUAUCAUGCAGACCGCCCCGUGGGCACCCAGAGCCAGAAGUGUGGUGGGAGCAGGAAGGUCAGCGGGUUCCUGCUGAGGGCCGGGUGUACCAGGAUGGGCUGGACCUGGUCUUCAGCCCCACCCGCGGAGAGGACUCGGGCACCUAUGUCUGCUUUGCUCAGAACAAGGCUGGCCAGAGGAAGCAGGAACUGAUGGUCACUGUUGCCACUGCACCUGAAUGGAUUGAAAUGCCAAAGGACAGCCAGCUGGAAGAGGGGCAUGCUGGAUAUUUACACUGUCACACCCGUGCCACACCUGACCCUGAGGUCACAUGGUAUCGUGCCAGUCAGUCUAUCAGUGGUGAGGAUGUGCGUUUUAAGCAGUUUCCGAAUGGAACCCUGCGCAUCAAUAAUGUGGAAGUGUAUGAUGGGCAAAAGUACCACUGUGAGAGUAAAAAUGAAGCGGGAAGUAUAAAUGCCCAUGCAAAAGUCAUCAUCUUGGAACGGCUAAAGUUCACCCCAACGCCACAGUCCUUGCAGUGUUUGGAGCUGGAUAAGGAAGGCAAUUUGCAGUGUUCUGCCAAGGGCCGUUUGCCCCCCACCAUCCGUUGGUCCAAAGCUGAUGGCAGGGAGAUUCCGGCUCGAGUGAAACAGAAUGGAGGCGUACUGCGCUUCUCCAAAGUGACUCGGGCAGAUGCUGGAAACUAUACCUGCCUGGCCUCCAACAGCCUGCAAGGAGAGAUCCGAGCUGUGGUUCAGCUCACUGUUGCAGUGUAUGUGGUGUUUAAGUUGAAGCCAGAGAACACUACGGUGUAUCAGGGUCACACUGCCAUACUCCACUGUCAGGCCACGGGAGAUCCUUCUCCCAUAAUCCAGUGGAAGAAGAAGGACAAGUUCUUGGAGGCUGGCAAGAGCAGGUUUCAGAUGAUGCCCAAUGGUUCUUUGAUUGUUCAUGACGUAAUUAUGGAGGACACUGGCAGCUACACGUGCAUUGCUGGGAACAGCUGCAACAUUGCACACACAUCUGCAGAGCUUUAUGUCGUGGAAAAGCCAGUGCAGCACUCCAUGUCAGAUGAUGAGAAAGCUCCCUAUAAAAUGAUCCAGACCAUUGGCCUGUCAGUGGGGGCAGCUGUUGCUUACAUCAUCGUUGUACUUGGCCUCAUGUUCUACUGCAAGCAGAGGCGCAAAGCCAAAAGAUUACAGAAGAGCAGAGAUGAGCCUGAAAUGGAAUGUCUCAAUGGAGGUGCAGUGCAGCAGAAUGGCCAGACUACCGCAGAGAUUCAAGAGGAGGUGGCACUGACUAACAUAACAGCUACUGGAAACAACAAACGCCACAGCACUAAUGAUAAACUUUGUUUUCCCCGUGCUAACCUCCAUCCUAUCACAACCCUGGGUAAGGGCGAGUUUGGGGAGGUUUUCCUAGCCAAGGUAAAGACUGGUGAAGAUGAGAAGGAGACCGUGGUUCUAGUGAAGGGUCUGCAGACACGAGAUGAGCAGCUGCAGAUGGAUUUCCGUCGCGAGAGUGAAAUGUUUGCUAAACUUGGCCACCUUAACAUUACACGUUUGCUGGGCAUGUGCAGAGAGACUGAGCCAUACUACAUGAUUCUGGAAUAUGCUGAUAUGGGCGAUCUGAAGCAGUACCUGAAAAUCUCCAAAAGUAAAGAUGAGAAAGGCAAGAACAGGCCACUUGGCACCAAGCAAAAGGUGUCUUUGUGUCUGCAGGUUGCUUGGGGAAUGGAACACCUCUCAAAUCAGCGCUUUGUCCACAAGGACCUGGCUGCACGCAACUGCCUCAUUAGUGCAAAGCGGCAGGUCAAAGUAUCUUCUCUGGGCCUCAGUAAAGAUGUCUAUAGCAGUGAGUAUUACAAUUACCGUCAAGCCUGGAUCCCCCUACGUUGGCUUCCAUCUGAGUCAGUGUUUGAGGAUGACUUUUCCACCAAGACAGAUGUAUGGUCGUUUGGAGUGCUCAUGUGGGAGGUCUUCAGCUUUGGAGAGCUUCCACAUGCUGAACUACCUGAUGACAAGGUGCUGGAAGGGCUUCAGGAAGCAAAGUUGAAGCUGUCCCCACCACAGGGAUGUCCCUCCAGGGUGUACAAGCUUAUGCUGCGCUGCUGGGCUGCCAGUCCCAAGGACAGAGCCUCUUUCAGCGACAUUGUCACAGCCCUCAGCGAGCUUCCCUCUGAGAGCAAGGUGUGAGAGAGAGAAAGAAGGAUGGUGGUUGGACUGAGGCACACCGAACAGAAGAAACUGGAUUGGUCUGCUAAGACUAUGAAAGCCAUAGUCAUAAAUUAGAUCCCCCUCUCAAGGAAAGAAAACCAAACUGCUUCUGAAUAAAAGCUGGAUUUUGUGUUUUUUUUUUGUUUUUUUUUUCUUCUUCUUCAAUAUGUUUUCUACCUAUCAACUCAGCAAAUGGGUGGACUUUGUGAUGAAGUUAUUCUGUACCUUUGGACAAACAAAUGGCAUAAAGAGAUGGUUCUAAACUACAAUUGUAGAAAUAAUUAUCAUGUCAGCUCUGCUAAAUUGUGGCAUCAAGUUAGCCUGAGCAGUAAGAAUUCUAUGUUCACACAGAGUGCAGAGUACAUUUGAUAUACAUUGUUAAACCAUGCACUGAUCAUUUUUUACAUUGUAUUAUAGAAGGGUUGUUCCAGGAACCUCUUAAUUUAUUUUAAAGGUCCUGUUUGUCUACACUGUACAGAAAGGUACUGUUUUUAUAUUCAUUUUAUUUUAGAUGUUUUUAGAAUUCGGAGUACUCUGAAGCUGAUUUAGUUUGCUGAGGCAAAGGUUAAGAUGACUUGAGAUCAUUGUUAUGAACGUUUCAAUUCAAGUGCCUGUAAAAUGAAGGAUAUGCUGUAUUAGUGUAUGUUUUAUGCUGAAUCUUUUUAAAGGCUUUGUAUUUUUUUGUUGAUGGUUUUUAUACUUUUUCCCCACUUAUUGUUACAGCUGUAUGCGUGGUUUGUGUAAAAAAAAUAGUUUUGACUCAAAAAAGAGGAAUAACAAAUAUUCUGCUAAUGCAAUAAAGCUUUGUACAAAAUGUGA
Molecule: messenger RNA, 4432 nt
Organism: Pygocentrus nattereri (red-bellied piranha)
Lineage: Eukaryota; Metazoa; Chordata; Actinopteri; Characiformes; Serrasalmidae
Gene: ptk7a
Product: protein tyrosine kinase 7a
Biological process (GO): protein phosphorylation; synapse organization; homophilic cell-cell adhesion
Cellular component (GO): plasma membrane; axon; neuronal cell body
Molecular function (GO): protein kinase activity; axon guidance receptor activity; ATP binding
Source: RefSeq, a predicted model, not a curated record